This is a messenger RNA of Mustela erminea (ermine), 738 nucleotides long. RefSeq names its product translation initiation factor IF-2-like. Bases 1 to 711 code for a protein of 236 amino acids. The record is from RefSeq and is a predicted model, not a curated record. The transcript has 3 exons. Lineage: Eukaryota; Metazoa; Chordata; Mammalia; Carnivora; Mustelidae.
AUGCUGCAGCAGAGCGAGGCAGCGCGGGGCGCGCCAGGCGGCUGCGGCGCGAGCCAAAGGACACUGCCCGGGGGAGGGGAGAACGCCCCGAGGACGUACCCGCGGCGGGGGUCAGGGGCGUCCGGAGGGCGGCGUCCGGGGCACGCGGAGCGGCCGGAGGGGCAGGUCCUCGGCGGCCGCGGCGAGCCAGGCGGCGGCCCGAGCGCAGCCCCGGAGCCCCGCGCGGCGGCGGGCGGCGGCGGCGGCGGGGGGACGCGGCGCGCCCGCGUGGGGGCCUCGGCCCGCGCCCGCGAGUGGGCGCCGACCGGGACCCGCGCCGCGCUCCUCGGGGACCCCGCGGGCGGCCGGAGCCCGGCGCUCGCCUCCUGGAAGCCGCGGGUCGGCGCUCGCCCCCGAGGGCGCCCGGGCCUCCGCGCUCGAACAGAAACUGCUCUUCCAUUGAUCCGGCCCCGUUGGGCGAGCGGCCGGUGCGUGUGCCCCGCGCGAGCGCGUGCGGAAGGCAGAAGGGCAGGAAGUCGGACUUCUGCAGCGAGGGUGGCCGCACCGCGCAGGGGACGAGCCUUCCUAUUGAUGUGUCUGCCGGCCUCUGCCUUCUUCGCCCCAAGACUUCAGGAGCGUCUCGGAGCUGCGUUCCCCGCGUGUGAGGCACGGAAGGGCUGCAUGUCUGAACAACAUGAUUGUCCAUUAGCCUCCAAACUUUCCUUUUUUUAACCCAAAGAAUAUCGGUGAUUUUUGUCC